This is a messenger RNA of Physcomitrium patens, 1538 nucleotides long. RefSeq lists its product as uncharacterized. NCBI's taxonomy places the organism in Eukaryota, Viridiplantae, Streptophyta, Bryopsida, Funariales, Funariaceae. The record is from RefSeq and is a predicted model, not a curated record.
AUGAAACCUUAGGGCUUCGUUGAGGUCCCGCUGGAAUCCAGAGUGGGCGAGCGAGCUCCUCGGAAGAUUAUCCAAUUUGCGUCGGGAUUCCGCUUCUCUGUUGAGUUCCUCGUGAUUGCGUACGCAGUGUCUCGAUGAUUUCCCUGAUGCUGCGAUCGAUUGGGUUGAGGCAUCGUAUCAAGGAUAUGGCGAAAUCGUCGAAAGUUGUGGUGCUAUAGAUGGUUAGACGGAGGAUUCAGAAAUUGUUUUAAUAGAGGUAUGAUCGAGGCAGUAGGGCUUGCUCGAGUUUGGAAAUUAGGGUUACAGGGCCGUCUUGUGAAGGUUUGCGCUUAGUGAAAGCUUCGAGGAUUGAAGGUAUUGCUGACGUUCUCUGGAUGCUUUCGAGAUGACCCACGAGCGAGUUUUAGAGGUUCGCACGUGAGGAAUUUUCGGGUGUUAAGUUGAUUUGUGUUUCACUUGCCGAUGCGAUUUUUUUGGGUUUAUCUGGAGGCAGUGACCUGAAGGGCUGCGCCAUGGAGUGGAGUUCGGGCGAUAGUGGAAGUGAUUACUUUGAUUGUGUGACGGAUAGGAGUAGCGGAAGUUCGUCAGAAGAAACAGAGUAUCAAUUGAGGCCGAAUGUUGUGAUGGAAGAGAUCUUAUCAGGUGCAUCAACGAGGGAUCCGAAUGGAAAAGCUGUAAAGAACGAGACGCAAAGAACUCAGACUAUCAGAAAAUUCCGGCGGAUUGACACUAACAGGAAAAAAACAGACAUUACAGACAAACACGAAACACCUGCUAGAGGUUCUACUUCGGAAUUGGAACGUAAUCAGGAACAGCAGAGAGGAGAUGUAGUUGAAAUACAUGGUUAUGAACUUCGAGCUCCGCCGAACUCUCAUGCGCUAAAUCGCCUCAGCCUAGAUGCUGUGGUCCAGCCGAAAGAGUCCGAGAAAUCUCAACUGAUGAGGUCAAAGGUACCCUUUGUGGACGAGGUACUGAAGAUACUAUUCGGGCCAGCUGAUGCGAAGACUCCCGAUGAGGAGAAAUAUGAACUAGUAGAAGAAGAAGAGGUAAACCAUGGAGUGAGACGAACAGGGAUUCUCUUUCGGUUCUCAAUGUGGGCGACAAUAGGGUUUGUCGGAUGGGUUCUUGGUGGACGUCGAGCUCAAAUUGGUUGCUCUGAGUUUUUUCCCAAUGUUCAUGAGAGGGACCCGGUUCCUAAAGUCAUUGUUAGGAGGCAAAGAUAGCUUCUGUAUAAUUAUUUGACGAUUUGCACCCAACCGCCUCUAGCUAUUGAACUUCACAAAUAUACCUCUAAUAUUGACCAUCUCUGCGUAGCAGUACAAUUUUUGUAAGGGAGAGUUAAAUGUUUCGGCAUCUCAUAGGAACUGUUCAAGCUGGAAGCUGAAUUGGGGUAGGCUGUGCUCCAGGUGCAACUCUAUCAAACAUAGAGUAAGCAGUGAACGUCAUUAUCAAUGAGGUCGUCUGAACCCAUGUACCAUCACUUUUGAGAACAAGGAUGUUCAAGCAUCAGAUGAUGUUUUGGUGCGUUUUGUUUUGAA